UCAUGACAAACAUUUAAAUUCUCUCUGUGUCUCUAUAUCUCUCCCCUGCUCUCCGUCACCACCCCUCCCAAGACGGCCUCUCCCCUCUUCCCGCCCGUUUCUCCAACCCAGCUCCCUCCAGCAAAAAUGACCAUCCAAAUCGUCCCCGGCUUCAGCCCCACCAACCGCAUCCUCCUGUACGCCAGCCUCGCCCUCUCCCCGGCGCAAUUCGUCUCGGGGCUGGGCAACAACUGCCCCAGCAACCUCGGCUUCUUGGCGUACAACCUCUACACCCAGGUCCAGUGGUACCAGGCCAUGACCGGCUCCUCGGACGACAUCCACGCGCUGUCCCUGAUCCUGCCGCACUUCAACUUCCUGUACAUGCUCUCCUACCUCGGCGGCGUCAGUUCGGGAAAUGUGGCCAUGGGCGCCCUGCUGGGGCUUGGUACGGCUGCUGUGAUUGUGCUGAACACGGUGUCGGCGUGGACGGCGUGGGCGGUGUACCAGCCGCAGGGGUACGGGGUGUAUCAGUUCUUUUUCUUUGGGUGGCGGACGCUGGAUGAGGGGUGGCACAAGUGGUUGUUUAUGCUGUGGCAGGUUUCGGAUUCCGGGCUCGCGCUCGCCGGGAUGGUCGCGGCGAUUGUCAUUGUUGUUUGGUUGGCGGUUAAGGAGCAUGUGGGGGACGGGUUUGCGAAGCGGGUUAAGUGGUGGUAUACGUAUGCCGCGGUGCCCGCGGGAGGGCUGGUGAUGUUGUUCGUUGGCUGGCCACUUAUUUUGUGGACGGAGCUCAUCAUCUCGCGGAACGAGCUCGAGUCGGAGACGGAUAUGGUCGCCGUGUGGCUGUUUGUCGCGCAGGCGGUGACCAUGUUGCUUCCGAGCUGUGGCCUCAGUCUGUCGUGCUUCCGGUGCGGGCUGGGGCGUCAAAAGUCUUCUUCGGUUGUCUAAAGUAAAUCGUGGACAUAAUAGC
Messenger RNA from Neurospora tetrasperma FGSC 2508, 946 nucleotides. RefSeq lists its product as uncharacterized. The transcript has a single exon. The record is from RefSeq and is a predicted model, not a curated record. Bases 127 to 924 code for a protein of 265 amino acids. NCBI's taxonomy places the organism in Eukaryota, Fungi, Ascomycota, Sordariomycetes, Sordariales, Sordariaceae.